AUGACCAAGACCAAAUACGGAUACGUACCUAACAAAGCCAGAAACAUUAAGAUCAAUCACCAACUGUACAUGGAUGACUUGAAGCUUUUCGCAGCCAAUGAAGAUCAGAUGAGGAGACUACUGGAGAUUGUUUCCUCAUUUAGCCAGACCAUAGGUAUGGAGUUGGGCCUGGACAAGUGCGCGGUCCUGAAUGUUAAGAGGGGAAAGAUCACGAAAGGACAGGAGAUGAAACUAUGGGAUGAAACGAGGAUACAGUACCUACAACCUCAAGAGACAUAUAAGUACCUAGGUGUUCAGCAGGCCUUGGAUAUAAAUGCGGCGCAAGUGAAGGAGAACUUCAAAACGAAGUACUUUGCCAGAGUAAGAAGUCUCUUAAAGGCCAAACUGAGCUCCAAAGCCCUUUUCACAUCAAUCAACAUAUGGGCCGUACCUUGUAUGAGCUACUCCUUCGGUGUUGUGCGCUGGACAGCGGCGGAACUGCAGGCAAUGGAUGUUCAGACGAGGGAGCUGCUCACUAGGUAUGGUGUCCACCACCCCCACUCCUCAGUGGGCAGACUCUAUAUGAGUAGGCACGAAGGAGGUAGAGGACUGAAAAACAUGCAGAUAACGCACAACAAAAUAGUAUUAGAGAUGAGAAACUAUUUCAGAUCAAAAAACUUCCUUUUUAUACAGGUGAUGUGCAAGGAAGAUGAGUCCUCCCCCCUGCAGUUGGCGAGACCCUCCCUAGACCUAAAAGAGCAAUCACUGAAACAGCUCUCAGAAGAAUGGCACAACAAGGCACUCCACGGCAGGUAUCCUGGUCAUCUGAAAUCUAAUAACAUCAUAAAGUCAGAGUCGCUUACUUACCUUAAAGCGGGAUAUCUUUUUCCGGAGACAGAGGGGAGAAUCGUGGCAAUUCAGGAUCAGGUGGUCUCAACGCGAGCAUACAUAAAGAGGAUAACAGGCCGCAAUAUACCCACCGACAUGUGUAGAAAAUGCGCCAAAACCCUGGAGACGAUACAACACGUCACCUCCUCGUGUCCAAUAAUGGCACCUAAGGACUAUACAGAACGUCACAAUGCUAUGGCAAGGGUAUACCAUAGAGAACUCGCAAAGAAGGCAGGCCUCAUACAAGACCAGGGGAAACCACAUACUUACCAACCACGUGAUGUUCUGGAAAACGACGUAAUCAAGCUCUAUUGGGACACGGCCUUGGUAACGGAUAGAGCAAUUCCGCACAAUCGACCUGACAUUGUUCUGUUCAACAAAGCUGAGAGAUAUGUAUAG
Harmonia axyridis is the source of this 1266-nucleotide messenger RNA. RefSeq lists its product as uncharacterized. The transcript has a single exon. The coding region runs from base 1 to 1266 and encodes 421 amino acids. NCBI's taxonomy places the organism in Eukaryota, Metazoa, Arthropoda, Insecta, Coleoptera, Coccinellidae. The record is from RefSeq and is a predicted model, not a curated record.